This is a messenger RNA of Striga hermonthica, 430 nucleotides long. The record is from the annotation of a GenBank genome assembly. Lineage: Eukaryota; Viridiplantae; Streptophyta; Magnoliopsida; Lamiales; Orobanchaceae.
GAUCGAGAGUAUGCCAUUCAAGUGGAAACUCCCCUCGGGGAUUGCUUUGCCCAAGAAGUUGUUUAUGAAUAUGUCCCCCAUUAUUGCAAUAACUGCCACCACAUAGGCCACUUGCCUUCUAAAUGCAGCACAAUGGAUAUGGAACCCAAAGGAAAAAAGAGUCAUGCCCAACCUGUAAAGCAAAUGACAACACAAGGCAAGGGGGUCCACAUGGCUUCUAAGGGGCAUCACCAACCGUCAGGCAACCAAGCUAAACAACCGAAGUCCCCAGUCCACGCCACCAAGUCCGCUGGAGAUAAUGAGCCGACAAAUAAGGGUGGAGACCAAACCCUUCAGAAUGAGAUAAACCAAGAGAACAAGCAGCUCUCCAAAGCAGAGGGUAAGCGACCCAUGAUAAUCAGCGAACCCGAGGUCGAUCAAGGCCUUGAUG